Molecule: messenger RNA, 559 nt
Organism: Paramecium sonneborni
Lineage: Eukaryota; Ciliophora; Oligohymenophorea; Peniculida; Parameciidae
Source: the annotation of a GenBank genome assembly
UAUUAAGAUGAAAGAUUUUGCUUUGACUACUUUCAGAUGUAAAGGCAAGUUAUUUUAAAUUGAAUAUGCACUCAAUGGCAUAGUAAGUAGUUAUUGAAAUUAUGGCUGAAUAUGGUGUUGUUUUGUUUCUGCAGAAAAAACAAUAAUAAAUUUUGAUUGAAAAAUCAAGUGUUCAGAUCUUAUUUUAAGUACUUUCUUCUCAUCUGUAAAAUAAUUAUGUAAAAAUACGAUUAACUAUAUAAUUUAAAUAAAAUGGAGUAAUAUUAGCAAUAAAAAAAUACUGCUGUUUUGAAAUUAUUCUUCACUAAGCUGAGUGUAAAACAUCUGAAAAUAGUAAAUAAACUAUGAAGUAGAUUAAGAAAACAAAAAUAGAAAAUAAUCCAAAUUCUUAAGUUGAAAAUUAUCAAUAGAGUUCCUUGCUCUCUAAUUUGUAUAAAAAAUCUAAUAAAUCACAAGUAUCAAAUAUAUUAAUUAUAUAUCUAAGGCUAUUAUAAAAUAGAUAAUCUCAUUAUUAACAGAUAAAGAAUCUUAUUUUUCUUUAAAAUAAUCUAUUAUAUGA